Messenger RNA from Ceutorhynchus assimilis (cabbage seed weevil), 1275 nucleotides. NCBI's taxonomy places the organism in Eukaryota, Metazoa, Arthropoda, Insecta, Coleoptera, Curculionidae. The record is from the annotation of a GenBank genome assembly.
CAAGCACGCCUUUGAAAUUUUAAUAACAAAUAGUCUACCUACAGCGAUUAUUUUUCAAGCAAUUAAUUUGCUUUUAUUGUCAGUAGAUUUAUUGCGAGGUUUGAGUGCAUACGGAUUUUUAAUAGGAAUUGUUUCUGAAUAAAAGAAUUUGAUAUCCAGCAACAAUGUUUUUUCUGAAAUAUUCCAUGAUUUUAGUUGCUCUGUGGCUGAACUCUGCCAAAGGAACAAGCAUGGAAGCUUUUUUCCCUAAUGCCAAUCAAAAUCUCACAAAAAUAACUUGGGCGCAUGCAGUCAAUAAUCAGUCAUUAUUGGAAGAAACUUUAAAAAAUGAUGCAAUUAAUAUGAUCGAAGCUGACAUCCAAGUGGGUAUCAUUAACGACACUAAAACUCCUAUAAUGGCUCACGACCCAAACGUUACUUCCAAUUUAACUUUGCACAGCUUCUUGCAGCAAAUUAAAGACUCAAAUGCAAAUGCCGUAAGCAAUUCAACAAGAAAAGGAGCAAAAUUAGAUUUCAAAACAAUAGAGGCUUUUGAAAUAUCAAUCGAAAUCGUAAAGCAAUUCGACAAAGGUGGCUAUCCGAUUUGGAUCAAUGCAGACAUUAUAAAAGGUCCAAUAAAUGCCACCGCAAUUCCAGUAGAUCCAACCAGGUUUUUGGCAGGAGCUAAUCAAUUUUCAGAUUCCAUUUUGUCCAUUGGCUGGACUACUUUGUACGGGGCAAAUUGGACAGGAUCUUAUACCUCAGAACAAAUCCAAUUAAUGAUUAAUACUAUACACACAAGCAACAUAACUCAAGAGAUAACUUUUCCUGUUAGAGGAGGACUGGCGGCUCAAAGUAAAGAUUUACUCAUGAAUUUGACUGGUCAAAUUUCAGGUUCCACCUUGACUAUUUGGUCUAGCGAAGGCGACAAUGUGAAUGUUGACGAUUUGAGGCAAUUGAUAAAGGCUAUUGGUUUGAAUAGGACUUAUGUCGACGUACCUGAGGAUUUAUUGGCGAAGUUGCAUUUGGAGGAUUUGUCUAGUGGUUGUGGCACUAGCCAAAUGACACUACCGAUUUUUGUGGUGUGUUUGGUUCUGUGCUUGGGGAAUUUCUUCUGAGAAUCUGUUUUAAAGUAGUUUAAUGUUUUAGUGGUUCCUAAAAAUGUUGUAUUUUAUUUUAUUAUUUUUGUUUUGCAAUAGGCUUAGGUGCAAUAUUUAGUUUAUGUAUUGUGAAAAUUUUACCACUUUGUAUAUGUUCAUUUCCUUUAUUUUAAAUAAACAUUUAGGUUAAUAAUAA